GUGGCUGCAGCCGGGCCCCCGCCCGCCCGCCCCCUUCUUCCGUGGAGCGGCGCCUCCCCGGGAGUUCAGUCGGGCGGGCGGCGUGGACGCGAGUGGAGCCGACCACCUGCGGCCCCGACUUCUCACCUGCGCCCCCGAGCCUUCGGACCGGACCGAGCCGGGGAGCGGUCCCCCCAGCCGCCACCUCUGGGGCCGAGGAGUGGUGACCGUGCGGACCCGGGGGGAAGGGAGGAAGGAGAGACAAAGGCGCGCGCCGGCCCCGCCUCCUUGCGCCGCCCACCAUGUGUCAGUCAGAGUCGCGGCGAGGACCCGAGCUCCGCACGGCGAAAUGGUUGCACUUCCCUCAGCUGGCCCUGAGGCGGAGGCUGGGACAGCUGAGCUGCAUGUCCAAACCUGCCCUGAAACUGCGCUCCUGGCCCCUGACGGUCCUCUACUACCUCCUGCCCCUCGGCGCCCUCAGGCCCCUCAGCCGGGUGGGAUGGAGGCCUGUGAGCAGGGUGGCCUUGUACAAGUCGGUGCCAACACGCUUGCUGUCGCGGGCCUGGGGCCGCCUCAACCAAGUGGAGCUGCCGCAGUGGCUGCGCAGGCCGGUCUACAGCCUGUACAUCUGGACCUUCGGGGUGAACAUGAAGGAGGCCGCGGUGGAGGACCUGCACCACUACCGCAACCUCAGCGAGUUCUUCCGGCGCAAGCUGAAGCCGCAGGCCCGGCCCGUGUGCGGCCUGCACAGCGUGAUCAGCCCCUCAGACGGGAAGAUCCUCAACUUCGGACAGGUGAAGAACUGUGAGGUGGAGCAGGUGAAGGGGGUCACCUACUCGCUGGAGUCGUUCCUGGGCCCCCGCACGCCCGCAGAAGACCUGCCCUUCCCCCCAGCCGCGCCCCACAGCUCCUUCAGGAGCCAGCUGGUCACGCGCGAAGGGAACGAGCUCUACCACUGCGUCAUCUACCUGGCCCCCGGGGACUACCACUGCUUCCACUCCCCCACGGACUGGACCGUCUCCCACAGGCGCCACUUCCCAGGCUCCCUGAUGUCUGUGAACCCUGGCAUGGCCCGCUGGAUCAAAGAGCUCUUCUGCCACAACGAGCGCGUGGUCCUGACCGGGGACUGGAAGCACGGCUUCUUCUCGCUGACGGCCGUGGGGGCCACCAACGUGGGCUCCAUCCGCAUCUACUUUGACCGGGACCUGCACACAAACAGCCCCCGGUACAGCAAGGGCUCCUACAACGACUUCAGCUUCGUGACGCACGCCAACAAGGAGGGCAUCCCCAUGCGCAAGGGCGAGCACCUGGGCGAGUUUAACCUGGGCUCCACCAUUGUGCUCAUCUUCGAGGCCCCCAAGGACUUCAACUUCAAGCUGCAAGCAGGACAGAAAAUCCGAUUCGGGGAGGCUCUGGGCUCCCUCUGAGCCUCCUGCAUGGCCAUGGCUGCUGAGGGUCUUUUCAAGGGGAACCUCUGAGGCUGUCUAGGGAGGGCACUGUCACGCCUAACCAGGCAGGACCUGGGUGACUUCCGUCUCUGCUUCCGGGGUGCAGAUGAGGUCGUCAGAACCCGUCGUGGCCUAGACCGCCCUCCCACCCAGAGAAAGUGUGGGCCAGGAUGACGGAUUUUCCCUCUUGGAGACUUUUUAACAUCUCGUAUAAACUGAAUCUUUUACCUCCCGGCCGAGCAUUCGGUUGGUCCCGAUUUCCGUUCUGAGAUAAGCGGUAGUUAAGGUACCUUCUUGCUGCUCCUCCCGUCACUGCUUUCUGGCUUCCGCUUCCCCUGCACAGAGUGAGGUGCCUCCUGGCACUGACUGUGGGCCCCACAGCGGGGCUGGUAACGCAGCUGCUUUCUGUCCCCAAACUUGCUCCGCCUUGCUUGUUGGGAAAGGCUGUCUUCUCUCUUUGCACUUAUGGCUGAACACGUCACCUGCUGAGACUCUGCCAGCAGCUUCCAAGGGUGGCCUCUGGUGGCUCGGUGCUUUGCAGGCCCUGGCGAGUGACCUUUUGGAGCUGGUAGGACCCAUUGUUGAACCCCCUGCAGUGGUGGCCCAGCUGGGACCAGGGGCGAUCUUGUGUCCCCUCCCUACAUCCAGGCCUAUGUAAAAUAUGGAGAAGUUGCUGCUAUUGAUCAGGGGCUUACACUGGAAACAAAGGAGCCUUGCUGUUGUCUUUGGUGUGUGAUGGAGGGGGGUGUCAGUGCCUAGAAAACCCGUCCCCAAGUAACAGAUACUAACAGGUACGAAGUCCUUAGGGAGCCAGUGAUG
Molecule: messenger RNA, 2246 nt
Organism: Dama dama (fallow deer)
Lineage: Eukaryota; Metazoa; Chordata; Mammalia; Artiodactyla; Cervidae
Gene: PISD
Product: phosphatidylserine decarboxylase
Exons: 8
Coding region: 282-1406 (374 amino acids)
Biological process (GO): phosphatidylethanolamine biosynthetic process
Cellular component (GO): mitochondrion
Molecular function (GO): phosphatidylserine decarboxylase activity
Source: RefSeq, a predicted model, not a curated record